Messenger RNA from Cimex lectularius (bed bug), 2155 nucleotides. RefSeq names its product sodium-coupled monocarboxylate transporter 2-like. The transcript is spliced from 13 exons. Lineage: Eukaryota; Metazoa; Arthropoda; Insecta; Hemiptera; Cimicidae. The record is from RefSeq and is a predicted model, not a curated record. Gene Ontology annotation, biological process: sodium ion transport; transmembrane transport. The coding region runs from base 339 to 2054 and encodes 571 amino acids. Gene Ontology annotation, cellular component: membrane. Gene Ontology annotation, molecular function: symporter activity.
AAGCCAGACGCACCAGUCGGACCAAGAACGGUGUCAAGCACCGUGCAAACAGAAACAGAAGAAAGAAAAAAGUGUGAAGUGUGUGAACGUACGGUUCUAGAAUGCUGACACAGCUUUCGAUCCCAAUCAGGAACAAGGACAGGCCAGAUACCCUUCGUCCUAGGUCCGACCGGAGUCAUUCGCUUAUCCCCCCGCGGGUUUAAAAUUAAAACGGUUCUAAAUCCGAACGGGUCGACGGCCUUACAUGUCAAUCCUUAAUAUUUUAAUUCGACGGAGCCUGAAACAUCUCUGAGGAUCUCGAGCCCAACAAAUCCCAAGAAGUUGCCUUUGAUUACAGAAUGAACUCGACCUCUUUCGACGAAACCCUGUUCGACUGGGCCGAGUAUUCGGUCUUCAGCCUGAUGCUGGCCACGUCUUCAGUGAUCGGACUCUACUUCGGCUGCUUCAAGCAGCAGGACUCCGUCUCGGAGUACCUACUCGGUGGAAAGCGGAUGGGCAUGGUGCCUGUGGCCGUCUCACUCGUCUCGAGCUAUAUAUCUGGCGUGACACUCCUCGGCGUCCCGACGGAAAUUUACACAUACGGGACGCAGUUUUUCCUCGCCAACGUGACCAACGCGUUCGUCGGAGGCGUGACGGCGACCCUUUUCCUCCCCGUUUUUUACAAGCUCCAGCUCGUCUCGCUGUACGAAUACCUGGAGAGAAGAUUUAAUUAUAAAAUCAGAGUUAUCGCAUCACUGCUGAACGCUUUAUCACUGAUAACCUUUGUACCGAUUGUAAUAUACGGACCAGCACUGGCAUUUAACCAAGUGUCUGGAGCGAAUAUACAUAUAAUAACUGCCGUCCUAUGCGCCGUUUGCAUAUUCUACACCACUUUGGGUGGCUUACGAGCUGUAGUUUGGACGGACACCCUUCAGGGAUUUCUGAUGCUUUGUUCUGCCAUAGCAGUCCUCGUCCUAGGGUUCAACAGCGUCGGGGGCUUCACGAAGGUCCUCGACGCUGCUCAAGAAGGAGGAAGGAUCGAGUUCUUAGUAAUGGACCCUGAUCCUACGUUGAGGAUGAGCUUCUGGUCGGUGACUUUCGGCCUUUUUUUCACCUGGACGGCCCAGCUGGCCGUGAACCCCGGAGUCGUCCAGAGGUUCAUAUCCGUCUCAUCGUACCGACAGGCGUACCGCUCAAUUAUUUUAAUGACGAUAGGGGUCAUCAUAUUCGCCAUACUUUCAAUGACUCUCGGCCUUGUGAUGUACACCGCGUACCAGUCUUGCGAUCCUUUGACGGCUAAGAUUAUAUCGAGGAGAGAUCAGAUCCUUCCGCUUUUCGUCACAAACGUGGCCAAGCAAGUGAGAGGUCUUCCUGGAUUGUUCAUAGCCGGCAUUGUGAGCGCGGCUCUCAGCACCAUGUCGACGAGCCUGAACACGAUAGCCGGCACUGUGUUCGAGGACUUCAUCUCUCCCUUUUUGCCUCCAAAGAUCAGGGAAGAGUACGCCGGGAAGAUCAUGAGGAUCAUAGUCCUCGUGACCGGCGCCAUAUGCGUCCUCAUGGUCAUGGUCAUCGAGAACAUGGGACAAAUUCUCGAGAUGGCUUCAAGUUUCGGAGGUGUCACGACAGGAACAUCGCUUGGGAUCUUCAUCCUCGGAAUUCUUUUCCCAUGUGCCAAUACACCUGGUGCCUUUGUAGGUGGGUUGUUCAGUAUAAGUCUGAUGACCUGGAUCAUGGCAGGUAAUCAAGUGGCAGCUGUCAAAGGACUCUUGAAGUAUCCUGUCAAACCGAUGAGGGUAGACGGCUGUCAAAGCUUCGUAAAUUUAACCAGCAUGGCCAGCGUGGAAGCCGUUGAACAGGUAUUCUGGCCAUUCAGGAUUUCUGUUUUUCACUACGGUCUCAUCGGCUGUUUGAGCGUCCUAGUGAUCGGCAUCCCCGUCAGCCUCCUGACACCUGGAAUCAGGCCGAAGACGAACCCCGAACUCUUUUCGCCUUGGGUGCGCCGGUGGCUCCCUGAGGAUGGCGAAACCUGCAGCAUCCCCCUGGAUGAACAGCACACCGAGUACAAAACAGCCUAAACUUCCAACCUAGAUUAUUUUUCUACAUUCUUUUUAUACGAGACGUUGAAGAGAUUGUGUACUUAUUUUAUACUGUUGUUUGAAAUAUAUUGUUAACACUA